Metschnikowia bicuspidata var. bicuspidata NRRL YB-4993 is the source of this 774-nucleotide messenger RNA. Its product is annotated as 6-phosphofructo-2-kinase. The record is from RefSeq and is a predicted model, not a curated record. Gene Ontology annotation, biological process: fructose 2,6-bisphosphate metabolic process; fructose metabolic process. The coding region runs from base 1 to 774 and encodes 257 amino acids. The transcript has a single exon. NCBI's taxonomy places the organism in Eukaryota, Fungi, Ascomycota, Pichiomycetes, Serinales, Metschnikowiaceae. Gene Ontology annotation, cellular component: cytosol. Gene Ontology annotation, molecular function: 6-phosphofructo-2-kinase activity; ATP binding.
AUGCCCAGUUUUACUGGAUUAACGGAUUUAAUACAGCGCAAAAUCCAGUCAAAAACGAUCAUUCUCCUAGUGGGACUCCCAGGUUCAGGAAAAAGUACGAUUUGUCAUCAACUUUCAGGCUUUCUCAAUGCGCAAGGAUACAGCUCCUUGGUCUAUAAUGCUGGGAACAUUCGCCGGGCGAUGUCGAGUGGAUUUUCAGACUCUGAGUUUUUCAACCCCGACAAUGCUGAGGCUAGUCAAAAAAGGGAAAAAUACGCCACAAUGUGUAUGCAGAACAUGCUUGAAGACCUCAAAGAAAACCGCGUUAACGUGGGCUUCUUGGACGCAACAAACUCUACAACGGUACGCAGACACUCCAUGCUUAAGCUUAUACAAAAAGCGGACGUAGAAAUCUCCAACAUUUUUGUUCUUGAUGUAUCUUGCACCGAGAAACGACUUGUCAAUUACAAUAUCACGAGCAAAGCUUUCAACCAAGACUAUAGAGGAAAAGAUAUUGCCACCUCCAUUUCUGACUUCAAAAAGCGCUCAGAACACUAUGACAGAAUUUUCGAGCCAAUACUUUCACAAGAGUUUGUUGAAUUCAGGAAUGUGAAACAUUUUUCAAUACAAAAUGGUGGGCGUACAUUUGUGGUUCCCCAAGACGCCUCAGAUGACGAUUCUUGUGAUGUGACAUUAUUACUCGCAGCGUUUGUAACGAACUAUUACAAAACCUAUGGGGAAAGCUAUCAUGCAGCUGUCGAUGAGUUCUAUAGCUGCGCUUUGGGGGGGAUCUAA